Penicillium taxi is the source of this 1863-nucleotide messenger RNA. RefSeq names its product putative alpha-amylase. The transcript has 8 exons. Gene Ontology annotation, biological process: carbohydrate catabolic process. NCBI's taxonomy places the organism in Eukaryota, Fungi, Ascomycota, Eurotiomycetes, Eurotiales, Aspergillaceae. The record is from RefSeq and is a predicted model, not a curated record. Bases 1 to 1863 code for a protein of 620 amino acids. Gene Ontology annotation, molecular function: alpha-amylase activity; calcium ion binding; starch binding.
AUGAAGUUGUUCGCAUUUCUUGCGGCGCUUGUCGCUACGAGGCCAGCUUUUGCGCUGACACCAACAGAAUGGCGAGGUCAAUCUAUCUACUUUCUUCUUACUGAUAGAUUUGGCCGUGAAGAUAAUUCUACGACAGCAGCAUGCGAUGCUAGUGACAGAGUAUACUGCGGUGGAAGCUGGCGGGGAAUUAUCAAUCAUUUGGAUUAUAUACAGGGGAUGGGGUUUACCGCCAUCUGGAUUACCCCUGUCACCGAACAGCUGUCCAGUGACACUACCGAAGGAGAGGCUUAUCAUGGAUAUUGGCAGCAAAACAUAUACGAAGUAGAUGCCCAUUAUGGCACAUCAGCUGAUCUUCUAGCGCUGUCGGAUGCUCUCCAUGAACGAAAGAUGUAUUUGAUGGUAGACGUUGUAGCGAAUCAUAUGGGCUACGGCGGUGCAGGUGACACUGUAGACUACAGUGUUUUCACCCCUUUUGACUCGUCAACAUACUUCCAUUCCUACUGUGAAAUCAGUGACUAUUCUAAUCAGAGCAAUGUUGAAGAUUGUUGGCUCGGCGACACCGUUGUUUCACUGCCAGAUCUUAACACGGAGCUAACUUCAGUGCAGACCGUUUGGUACGACUGGGUUAAAGAUCUUGUCAGCAACUACUCUAUCGACGGACUACGAGUCGACACUGUGAAGCACGUCCAGGAGUCAUUCUGGCCUGGUUAUAAUUCCGCUGCGGGUGUCUACUGUAUCGGGGAGGUAUUCGAUGGGGAUCCAUCCUACACAUGCCCGUACCAGAAUUACAUUGACGGAGUGCUUAACUACCCAGUUUAUUAUAAUCUACUCUACGCAUUCGAGUCAUCGAGUGGCAGCAUUAGCGACUUGUACAGUAUAAUUAGUUCGAUUGCGUCAACUUGCUCUGACCCAAGCUUGCUUGGAAAUUUCAUUGAAAAUCAUGAUAACCCAAGAUUUGCCCAUUAUACAAAUGACUACUCCCAGGCCAAGAAUGUGAUAUCAUUCGUCUUUUUGUCUGAUGGAAUUCCAAUCAUCUAUGCAGGUCAGGAACAGCAUUACAACGGUGCUGGUGACCCUUACAACCGUGAAGCAACUUGGCUUUCAGAGUAUUCCACUACAGCAGAGCUUUAUGAGUAUAUUGCAACCACCAACAAGAUUCGCAAGCUGGCAAUAUCCACCGACUCUUCCUAUCUAGCAUCUCAGAACACACCUUUCUCUCAAGAUGAUCAUACCAUCGCGAUGAGUAAGGGAUCCAGUGGCUCGCAAGUGAUUACCGUGCUUUCAAAUGCCGGUGCCAGUGGUAGCUCGUACAGUUUGACUCUCAGUGGAAGCGGAUACUCCUCCGGGACCAAGUUGAUGGAACUACACACAUGUACCUCCGUGACAGUGGAUUCAAAUGGAGACAUCGCAGUGCCAAUGGCCUCAGGUCUACCCCGUGUAUUGAUGCCAGCCUCCUCUGUUUCUGGCAGUGAACUCUGUGGGACUUCUACUUCAGCAACUACCACCUCCUCGGCACCUGGAACCAGUUCUACUGGCACAUGUACCUCAGCUACAGAACUUCCAGUUCUGUUCAAAGAAUUGGUUUCAACAAGCUACGGUGAGAACAUUUAUCUCACGGGCUCAACAAGCGAAUUGGGUGACUGGAAUACUGGAUAUGCAGUCCCAUUAUCUGCUGAUAACUACACUUCUUCUAGCCCUCUGUGGUUUACUGUUGUGACGCUCCCAGUUGGAACUUCAAUUGAGUACAAAUUCAUCAAGAAGACUUCCUCUACUACCACGUGGGAGAGUGAUCCGAACAGGUCGUUUACUGUGCCAACGGGGUGUGCAGGUUCAACAGCAACAGCCACAGCGACUUGGAGAUAA